AAAACAAUACGUGGUGCGGUGAAGUGCACACGUCUGUGCAUUUUUUGAUUAGAAAAAAAAAAACAGAAAUAUUGUGCCAGUGUUUUUUAAACAAAAAGGUUUAACACAUACAAAAAUGAGUAACAGCGUUGGUUUACGGUUUCCUGAAUGGGACAUGGCUAAAAGCAAAUACGAUGAAGUGGACUCCCUACCACUCAUGGCCACUCCAGGUCCAAUGCUCAUGAUAUUAGCGGCGUAUCUUCUCUUCGUGUUGAAGAUUGGACCCUCGCUUAUGACCAAACGGGAGCCAUAUAAGCUGACAAUCACACUUCUUCUGUAUAAUGUAUUUCAAGUUGUGUUAUCAGCGUAUAUGGUGCAAAAGUAUGUAUCGAUGCUACUUGAUAAAGGCUUUGCACCGACUACGUGUUACAUGCACGACAAGAAAGAAAGGGAACAGAUACUGUUUGAUAUCUGGAUAUACUUCGCGGCCAAAGUAACCGAAUUGCUGGACACUGUAUUCUUCGUUCUAAGGAAGAAGGAUAGCCAAGUAACAUUCUUACAUCUCUACCACCACUCCAUAAUGAUGUUCGGUACCUGGAUGUACCUGAAAUAUUGGCCGUCCUACACUCUGUACUUUAUUGGAUUUCUAAAUGCUCUGGUGCAUGUAUUUAUGUACACCUACUAUGGCUUGGCGGCUUUGGGACCGAAAGUCGCUAAAUACAUUUUCUGGAAGAAGUAUAUGACGCGUUUACAGUUGAUACAAUUCGUCUGCAUAAUAAUUCAUUACAUCAUAGCCGUGAAUCGAACUGAAUGCCCUCCAGCGAAGGGAGUCGCCAUGUUCGUCGCCUGCAAUACGUCAUUCUUCAUGUUUUUAUUCCUUAAUUUCUAUAGACAGAACUAUAAGACUAGCAUCAUCAAAUUGGAUGGUACCAAAGGCUGUAUAGGAUUAAUAGCAAUUAAGAAGGAUGAGAAAAGAGUAGAAGAUAAAAGUCAAUAGUUGCGUGAAGAUAAUUUAUAAUUAUUGGAUUUAGUUCUAAUAGUAUAUUUGGAAAAGAGUGAAUGGUAUUUUCUUGAGUAUUAUACAUUUAGAAAUAAAAAACU
Messenger RNA from Zerene cesonia (dogface butterfly), 1080 nucleotides. Its product is annotated as elongation of very long chain fatty acids protein-like. NCBI's taxonomy places the organism in Eukaryota, Metazoa, Arthropoda, Insecta, Lepidoptera, Pieridae. Bases 116 to 976 code for a protein of 286 amino acids. The record is from RefSeq and is a predicted model, not a curated record. Gene Ontology annotation, biological process: fatty acid elongation, monounsaturated fatty acid; sphingolipid biosynthetic process; fatty acid elongation, saturated fatty acid. Gene Ontology annotation, cellular component: endoplasmic reticulum membrane. Gene Ontology annotation, molecular function: fatty acid elongase activity. The transcript is spliced from 6 exons.